Molecule: messenger RNA, 1122 nt
Organism: Lagopus muta (rock ptarmigan)
Lineage: Eukaryota; Metazoa; Chordata; Aves; Galliformes; Phasianidae
Product: keratin-associated protein 5-5-like
Exons: 1
Coding region: 1-1122 (373 amino acids)
Source: RefSeq, a predicted model, not a curated record
AUGAGCGUGUGCUGCUCCAGUGGAUGCUGCUCUGUUGUGAAGAGCAAGACGGUGUGCUGCAGCCCCUGCCAGAAGACAGUCUGCUGUGAUCCGUGUCAGAAGACUGUCUGCGUUGAGAAGACAGUCUGCUGUGACCCAUGUCAGAAGCCUUGCUGUGACCGGUGCCAGACUUGCUGUGACCCAUGCCAUAAGCCGUGCUGUGACCCGUGCCAGCAGUCUGUCUGCUGUGACCCGUGUCAGAAGCCUUGCUGUGACCCAUGCCAGACUUGCUGUGACCCAUGCCAGAAGCCUUGCUCUGAUCCAUGCCAGACUUGCUGUGACCCAUGCCAAAAGCCGUGCUGUGACCCGUGCCAGAGUUGCUGUGACCCAUGCCAAAAGCCAUGCUGUGACCCGUGCCAGACUUGCUGUGAUCCAUGCCAGAAGCCUUGCUCUGAUCCGUGCCAGACUUGCUGUGACCCAUGCCAAAAGCCAUGCUGUGACCCAUGCCAGACUUGCUGUGACCCAUGCCAGAAGCCUUGCUGUGACCCGUGCCAGAAGACUGUCCGCUGUGACCCGUGCCAGACUUGCUGUGACCCAUGCCAGAAGCCUUGCUCUGAUCCAUGCCAGACCUGCUGUGACCCAUGCCAGAAGCCUUGCUCUGAUCCAUGCCAGACCUGCUGUGACCCAUGCCAGAAGCCUUGCUGUGACCCGUGCCAGACUUGCUGUGACCCAUGCCAGAAGACUGUCUGCUGCGACCCGUGCCAGAAGCCGUGUUGUGACCCGUGCCAGACCUGCUGUGACCCGUGCCAGAAGACUGUCUGCUGUGACCCAUGCCAGAAGCCAUGCUGUGACCCGUGCCAGACUUGCUGUGACCCGUGCCAGAAGACUGUCUGCUGUGACCCGUGCCAGAAGACUGUCUGCUGUGACCCGUGCCAGAAGCCCUGCUGCAGUUGCUGUAGCCAGCAGUGCCUGCAGACCUGCUGCCACCCGUGCUGCUGCUCUGGCCGUCUGUCCUGCUGCUCCUACGUGGUGAAGAAGAAGCCCGUUAUGGUGUGCUACAGCCCCGUGCAGUACUGCUCCCCGCCGAGGAAGUGCUACGUGCCCAUCAAGCAGUGCUGCACCACCGUCAAGAAGUGCUGCUGA